AUGAAGUUCACACUGACCCGCCGGUGCUUGGUACUCUUCAUCUUCCUAAAUCACCCAACCCCAAUUCUUCCUGCCACUUCAAAUGACACCUAUCCUCCAAAUAUGAAGUCCGAGCCAUUUCUCUACGUCCUAGGACGUAAGAAAAUGACGGAUGCGCAGUACAAAUGCUAUGACCGCAUGCAGCAGUUACCCCCAUACCAAGGAGAAGGUCCGUAUUGCAACCGUACCUGGGAUGGAUGGCUGUGCUGGGAUGAUACACCGGCUGGAGUACUGUCCCAUCAAUACUGCCCAGAUUAUUUUCCAGACUUUGAUCCAUCAGAAAAGGUUACAAAAUACUGUGAUGAGAAAGGGGUUUGGUAUAAACAUCCUGAGAACAAUCGAACCUGGUCCAACUAUACUAUGUGUAAUGCUUUCACUCCUGAGAAACUGAAGAACGCAUAUGUCCUGUACUACUUGGCUAUUGUGGGUCAUUCUUUGUCGAUUUUCACCUUGGUGAUUUCGCUGGGGAUUUUCGUGUUUUUCAAGAACCUUGGCUGCCAAAGGGUAACUCUGCACAAGAACAUGUUUCUGACUUAUAUUCUGAAUUCUAUGAUUAUCAUCAUCCACCUGGUUGAAGUAGUACCCAAUGGAGAGCUUGUGAGAAGGGACCCGCUGAGCUGCAAGAUUUUGCACUUUUUUCACCAGUACAUGAUGGCAUGCAACUACUUCUGGAUGCUCUGUGAGGGAAUCUACCUGCACACACUCAUCGUGGUGGCUGUGUUCACUGAGGAGCAACACCUGCGUUGGUAUUAUCUCUUGGGCUGGGGGUUCCCACUGGUGCCGACCACUAUCCAUGCUAUUACUCGGGCGCUGUACUUCAAUGACAACUGCUGGCUGAGUGUGGAAACCCAUUUGCUUUACAUCAUCCACGGCCCCGUCAUGGCAGCACUGGUGGUCAAUUUCUUCUUCCUGCUCAACAUUGUCCGCGUGCUUGUGAGCAAACUGAGGGAAACCCAAGAGGCGGAAUCGCAUAUGUACCUGAAGGCUGUGAGGGCCACCCUGAUCCUGGUGCCCCUGCUGGGAAUCCAGUUUGUUGUCUUUCCCUGGAGGCCAUCCAACAAGAUGCUUGGGAAGAUCUAUGAUUACCUGAUGCACUCUCUGAUCCAUUUCCAGGGAUUCUUCGUUGCCGUGAUUUACUGCUUCUGCAACAACGAGGUCCAAACCACCGUGAAGCGCCACUGGGCCCAAUUCAAAACCCAGUGGGAUCAGCGCUGGGGGAGCAGGAACCCCCGCCGCUCUGCUGCCAACGCUGCAGCCGCUGCUGCAGCCGCUGCCGCAGCCGCAGCUGAAGCCGGCGACAUCCCGGUUUACAUCUGCCAUCAGGAGCCGAGGAACGAAGCCGCCAACAACCUGGGCGAGGAGGGUGCAGAGGUCAUCGCUUUGGAGAUCAUUGAGCAAGAGUCAUCCGCUUGA
Puma concolor (puma) is the source of this 1452-nucleotide messenger RNA. It is a transcript of the gene CALCR, whose product is annotated as calcitonin receptor. The record is from RefSeq and is a predicted model, not a curated record. Gene Ontology annotation, cellular component: axon; plasma membrane. Gene Ontology annotation, biological process: adenylate cyclase-activating G protein-coupled receptor signaling pathway; positive regulation of cytosolic calcium ion concentration; cell surface receptor signaling pathway. Lineage: Eukaryota; Metazoa; Chordata; Mammalia; Carnivora; Felidae. Gene Ontology annotation, molecular function: calcitonin receptor activity.